Hippocampus zosterae (dwarf seahorse) is the source of this 2504-nucleotide messenger RNA. RefSeq names its product 3-oxoacyl-ACP synthase, mitochondrial (gene oxsm). Bases 149 to 1531 code for a protein of 460 amino acids. Gene Ontology annotation, biological process: fatty acid biosynthetic process. Gene Ontology annotation, molecular function: 3-oxoacyl-[acyl-carrier-protein] synthase activity. The record is from RefSeq and is a predicted model, not a curated record. The transcript is spliced from 2 exons. Lineage: Eukaryota; Metazoa; Chordata; Actinopteri; Syngnathiformes; Syngnathidae.
GCUGCUGAAGGGCACGCAAACGUUCGAGUGAGUCACUGAUGGUGGGCACGUCUAACGUAAAUUAGUGUGUAAAUUUACAAACUCAAUCCACUACUUAAUUACUUUUUCAACGAUUGCGGAUUUACGGACGGUACGGGAAGACGCCAGUAUGUCUUCACUGUCGUUUUGUGCUAAACUUCAACUAAGGCAGAGUGGGAGUCUCCUGUUUCAAAUAAAUACGUGUGUUUGUCCAAGCCAGACUUUAAGGUGGCACAGCACUGACAGACGAAGAAGGGUUGUUAUUACUGGCAUAGGUCUUGUCUGUCCUCUGGGCAUAGGGACGGAUUUACCUUGGAGCAACCUAAUUAAGGGCCAGAGUGGAAUUGUGGCUCUUAGCUCGGAGGAUUAUAAAACAAUUCCCUGCAAAGUAGCGGCGUUGGUACCCAGAGGAAAUGCAGAAGGUCAAUUUAAUGAGGAAAUAUUUGUAUCUCGCGGAGAGGUAAAUAGCAUGUCACCAGCCACGGUGAUGGCACUUGCAGCUGCUAAGCUUGCCCUGGAGGACUCAGGGUGGUACCCUACAACCGCAAAGGAACAACUCAGCACUGGUGUAGCUGUUGGCAUGGGCAUGGUGUCGCUGGAUGAAAUAGUAUCUACCUCUGUAGCCUUCCAAAAAAAGGGCUACAAGAAGAUAAGCCCCUUUUUUGUGCCUCGUAUUCUUGUAAACAUGGCUGCUGGGCAUAUAAGUAUCAAGCACAAUCUAAAGGGUCCUAACCACGCUGUAUCCACAGCAUGCACCACCGGUGCACAUGCGAUCGGGGAUGCUGCAAGGUUUAUCGCCCAUGGUGAUGCAGUUGCUAUGGUUACGGGUGGGACAGAGUCCUGCGUUGGGCCGCUGUCAAUAGCUGGUUUUGCAAGAGCACGUGCUCUUGCCACCAACUGGAAUGACCAUCCCAAAUUAGCUUCAAGACCCUUUCAUCCAGAAAGAGAUGGUUUUGUGAUGGGUGAGGGAUCAGCUGUGAUCCUGCUGGAAGAACUGGAGCAUGCAGUAAAGCGUGGAGCCAGAAUGUAUGCGGAGGUGCUGGGAUACGGACUCUCAGGAGAUGCCAACCACAUUACCACACCUGCUGCAGAUGGAGAUGGAGCAUUUAGAUGCAUGUCAGCUGCCAUAAAAGAUGCUGGCAUCUCACCAGAAGAUGUGUCUUACGUGAAUGCCCACGCCACCUCCACACCCUUGGGUGAUUCAGCGGAAAAUGCUGCCAUCAAGAGGCUCUUUCACCAAAGUGCAGGAAGCCUGGCUGUGUCUUCGACAAAAGGAGCCACUGGGCAUCUCCUUGGGGCUGCAGGCGCUCUGGAGGCAGCAAUCACUGCUCUGGCUUGCUACCAUGGUAUCAUGCCCCCAACCCUCAAUCUGGACCGCACCGAAACAGAAUUUAAUUUAAAUUAUAUUCCUUGUAUAGCGCAGCCAUGGCAGACUUUGGGCCGAAGGGUGGCCCUCUCAAACUCAUUUGGCUUUGGGGGAACAAAUGCCACGCUGUGUAUUGCCAGCAUCUAAAAAUGUAAACAUUUGUAAGUGUUUAAAAGUACUUUAAUCAGGGUUUUGAAUCAUAAAGUAAUCUGCUAAAAUACAAAUUCUGUUCUCACACGGUAUUAUUUUGUUUCUAUUUGAUUUAGCUUGAGGAACUUUAUUGCAGAAUAACUUGAAGAGCUAAAAUGUUUCUCUUUCAAGUGCACCUUUUUAAUUUCCCAUAUUUUCCACACAAUAAAAUCCGGUGCGCCUUGUGUAUAGUCAUUAUGGUAAUACGUCUACCCCAAGAUGGCUCCUUCCUGGAGACAUGUUUACAAUGUUAUAACUUGCUGUUGGUUCAGUGAACUAUGUCGCUGCUUUAUUAAAUACGUUUUUGUUGCAGCUCCAAAAAAAGGAGAGCUGUGGUGUUGUUUUUUUUUAAACGCAUACUAUGAAUGUUUUUCACAGUCUCAACAAAUACAGUUACGUCUGUCCGUCUCCUUGCCUUCUCUUCUUCCUUCAACUCAAGAGGCAUUCAUGACUGCCUCAGAAAAAUGUAAAUUAACGAUGACUUCAAUGAAACUACGAAAAUGGAAAAUAAUGCAUCAAAACAGAAAAUCAAGCGAGGAAAUCGCAAAAUAAAUUCUAUAGCCCCACUACAGAAUUUAUUUUGUGAUUUCCUUGUUUGUGAAUACAGGACACAACAAAGGAAUAAAUAAACACUUCUGAGACAGUCCAGUCUCCUACAUUUUACUGACAUUUGAUCGUUCUGUUGGAUCUGCGCUCAAGGAAAUGCCCAAAUUAAUUCUGUCGGGGGGGCUAUAGGAUUUAUUUUGAGAUUUUCUGUUUUGAUGCAUUACUGUAUUUUCAAUUUUCGUAGUUUCAUUGAAAUAAUAGUUAAAUUACGUUUAUUUGGAGGCGGUCAUGGACGCCCCUCGAGUCAAAUGAAGGGCUGUGGCUCUAUCUAGUGGAUGCAUUGUAGAUUGCGCCUUAUAGUCCAGUCCGUGCAAUAUAUGAAAAA